Maniola jurtina (meadow brown) is the source of this 1115-nucleotide messenger RNA. Its product is annotated as U3 small nucleolar ribonucleoprotein protein IMP4. NCBI's taxonomy places the organism in Eukaryota, Metazoa, Arthropoda, Insecta, Lepidoptera, Nymphalidae. Gene Ontology annotation, molecular function: rRNA primary transcript binding; snoRNA binding. Gene Ontology annotation, biological process: rRNA processing. The transcript is spliced from 6 exons. The record is from RefSeq and is a predicted model, not a curated record. Gene Ontology annotation, cellular component: Mpp10 complex; nucleolus; small-subunit processome. The coding region runs from base 118 to 1047 and encodes 309 amino acids.
GUCAAAGUCAAAAUAUCAAAACAACAUCGUUUCCAUGUGCCGAAGUGGCCGAAAUUCAUAUUUUUUUUAGUUAAAUAGUAAUUAAAUGAUAGAUUAAGUGAUAAAUAAAGUGUUAAAAUGCUUCGGCGGCAGGCGCGUUUGCGCCGAGAGUACUUAUACAGAAAAUCCACGGAGGAAAAACAGAAAAGUAUCCAAGCUAAAAAAGAUCAAUUAAAACGAAGUUUGGAGGAAAAUAUUCCAAUACAUGGCGAUUUACGGAGAGAAGCGAUCGCUUUGCAGAAGAGAAUAGAAUAUGAGGAUAAAGGUCCGGAAAGAGCAGCAGUGAUAGGUGGUAUCAGUGGUGGAGCCAACACACUCAACUCGCAGGACGAUGAGUACAGAUACGCUGGGGUGGAGGACCCUAAGAUCAUGAUCACCACCUCUAGAGAGCCCAGUGCCAGGCUGAAGAUGUUUGUUAAAGAGCUUAGAUUAAUAUUCCCAAACAGUCAGCGCAUGAACCGUGGUGGCUAUGAGAUGUCACAGCUGAUCCACGCAUGUAGAGCCAAUGACGUCACAGAUUUCAUUGUUGUCCAUGAACACAGAGGAGUGCCUGAUAGUUUGGUUAUCUGUCACUUACCGUAUGGACCCACAGCAUCGUUCACUCUAUCAGGGGUGGUGAUGCGACAUGAUAUACCCGACAUUGGACCAAUGAGCGAACAGUACCCCCAUCUCAUAUUCCACAACUUCAAAACUGAUUUGGGUAUAAGAACAAUGAGCAUCUUAAAAUACCUCUUCCCAGUUCCAAAGCCAGACUCCAAAAGAGUGAUCACCUUUGCUAACAAUGAUGACUACAUCUGCUUCAGACAGCAUACAUAUAAAAAGGUUGGAAAGGACAUCGAGCUAUCAGAAAUAGGUCCUCGCUUCCAGAUGAAAUUGUAUGAGAUCAAGCUCGGUACACUGGAAGCGUUAGACGCGGCCGAUACUGAAUGGGCGCUCCGCCCCUACCUCAACACGGCGGCCAAGAGACGGUUCCUGAGCAAUGAGGAAGGCUGGCAAGAAGACGAAUAGAGAAAGAACAAUGAGAAAGAGGAAAAGAACAAAAGUUAAUUUUGAUAAAUAAAACAUGUGUUAAAGUU